AUGCACACAUUUUCCACAUUACCCGUCGAAAUUGUUUAUCGAAUUAUGGACCAUCAAAAUGAGCAGACGCUAUUUUGUUCAAUGCAAAAUAUUUGUCGACGGCUCAAUCAGAUCCUGAGCACUUACGAGCGAUAUCGAACACUCACCACACUAAAUCUCGGCUAUAACGGAAUCAGUGCUGAAGGAGCACAACUCAUUACGGAUGCGUUACGAACGAACACGACACUCAUCGAACUAUACCUCGGCUGUAACGGAAUCGGUGCUGAAGGAGCACAACACAUUGCGGAUGCACUGCGAACGAAUACGACACUCACCACACUAAACCUCGGCUAUAACGGAAUCGGUGCUGAAGGAGCACAACACAUUGCGGAUGCACUGCGAACGAAUACGACACUCAUCGAACUAUACCUCGGCUGUAACGGAAUCGGUGCUGAAGGAACACAACACAUUACGGAUGCGUUACGAACGAACACGACACUCACCACACUUGAUCUCGAGUAUAACGGAAUCGAUGCUGAAGGGGCACAACACAUUGCGGAUACGUUGCGAACGAACACGACACUCACCACUCUAUACCUCGGCUAUAACCGAAUCGGUGACGAAGGAGCACAACUCAUUGCGGAUGCGUUGCGAACGAACACGAUAACACUCAACAGACUAGAUCUCAGCUGUAACGAGAUCGGUGCUGAAGGGGCACAACACAUUGCGGAUGCGUUGCGAACGAACACGACACUCACCAGACUAGAGCUCGACGAUAACCAUAUCGGUGCUAAAGGAGUACAACACAUUACGGAUGCGUUGCGAACGAACAGGACACUCACCACACUAGCUCUCAGCUGUAACGAGAUCGGUGCUGAAGGGGCACAACACAUUGCGGAUGCCUUGCGAACGAACACGACACUCACCACACUAGAUCUCAGCGGUAACGGAAUCGGUGCUAAAGGAGCACAACACAUUGCUGAUGCAUUGCGAACGAACACGACACUCACCACACUAAACCUCUGCGACAACAGAAUCGGUGACGAAGGAGCACAACUCAUUGAGGACGCGUUGCGUCGAAAUAAAAGCGUCAAUAUGGUGUAG
Adineta ricciae is the source of this 1083-nucleotide messenger RNA. The record is from the annotation of a GenBank genome assembly. Lineage: Eukaryota; Metazoa; Rotifera; Eurotatoria; Adinetida; Adinetidae.